CGCAGCUGGCACUCUGGAACCGGGGGCCGUCUCCGCACCCGGACCCCGGACCCCCGCUCUCCCCUCAGGUGUGCGCCUCACCUGCCUCCCCAGCGCUCCGCCUUGCUCCGAGCCGCGGUCCGAAGACGCAGGGCGCCGCACGCGUCUGCUGCGCAGAAGUCAGCGUGGAGAUGCCGCCAGUCAGCUGCAGCACCGCUGAGCCGCACUAGACGCCAGGCAGCCCGUGGCUCUGGCCGCGUCUUUCGACAUGAGCAGCGCACAGCCUGCCGCCGAAGGGCGUGCUUCCGACGUCGAGAUCCUCUCCCAGCACGUGGACGAGGGCAGGAGCUUCAACCCCGGGCCGCUGGUGCCCUUUGCCUACCGAGACUUGCCCCUGGCCGCGGCCGACCUCUCCGCCGCGGGCUCGCAGCUGCUGUCAAACCUGGACGAAGACUGCCAGGAAGGGUCCGCCUGGCUGCAGCCGUGCUGCGGGAAGAGAGCGGCCGCGUGGCAGGUGUUUCUGCUCAGUGCCAGUGUCAACAGCCUCCUGGUGGCCUGUGUAGUGCUGGUGGUGACGCUGCUGACCCUGGAGCUGCUGAUCGACGUAAAGCUUCUCCAGUUUUCCAGCGCGUUCCAGUUUGCUGGCGUAAUUCACUGGAUCAGUCUGGCCAUCCUCUCCGUGUUCUUCUCAGAGACCGUUCUCCGGAUUGUGGUGCUCGGGAUCUGGGAUUACAUCGAGAACAAAAUAGAGGUGUUUGACGGGGCGGUGAUCAUCCUGUCUGUGGCCCCGAUGGUGGCAUCCACUGUGGCCAACGGGCCCCGGAGCCCCUGGGACGCCAUCAGCCUCAUCAUCAUGCUGCGGAUCUGGCGGGUGAAGAGGGUCAUUGAUGCGUACGUCCUGCCUGUGAAGGUGGAGAUGGAAAUGGCCAUCCAGCAGUACGAGAAGGCCAAGGUCAUCCAAGACGAGCAGCUGGAGAGGCUGACGCAGAUCUGCCAGGAACAAGGGUUCGAGAUCCGGCAGCUGCGGGCGCAUCUGGCACAGCAGGGCCUGGACCUGGCUGCGGAGCGGGAGGCAGCGCUGCUUGCCCCACAGGUACGCGGCCGGCCACACAGCCGCUACCACGCGGUGGAGGAGACGGCGACCGAGGGCCUCGUGGAGGGGCUGCGGCCCUCACCAGAUAGCGGUGCCCCAGAGCCGGCCAUGUGUGUGGUCACCACAGCUGCCAUAGACGUCCACCAGCCCAAUGUCUCCUCUGACCUCUUCUCGGUGGACGUGCCCCUGAAGCUUGGCAGCAGCGGUACCCACGUGAGCACCUCCGAAAGCGCCUCCCACUCCGCUCGCAGCUCUGUCACCCGGGCCCAGAGUGACAGCAGCCAGACGCUGUGCUCCUCUGCAGACUACAGCACCACCCGUGAGGAGCCGUCCUUGGAGCCUAGCCUCUCCCCCCUGCCACCAUCGCCGCAGCAGCAAGUCCUGCUGUCCUCCCUGUCUGAGGACCCCUGCCCAUCCCAGAAGGACUCGGGCCCAGUCCCCUUUGGUCACCCAGCCGGCUCUGUCCACAGCAGUCCCGAAUGGGAGCAAAGGGCAGGUCUGUUCCAGCGGGAGAAUCCGGAAGGCUUCACAGUCUUUCAGAUGGAGCCUGCCACCCACUUCCAGUCUGCUGCACCCAUGCUGUGGGAGAAGUCCACAUCUUUGGCAUCCAAAGAGCAGACACGGCGCCGGGUCCCUAAAGGGUAGAGACCCGUGGUAGGCAGGGAAGGCAGACACCUGUGGCCCCACGAAAGACCCAGGAGCCCACCUGGCCACUCUCAGGGUGCUGCCUGCCUCCAGGAAGGUGAUGCCCAGAACAGGUGCCUCCUCUGGCCCUGAUCACGGGAGGGCAGUACUCAGGGCUGGGGCUUUUAAACCACUUUCACAAAACUAGCCGGUGGCCCAGCUUCAGCAGGUGAAGUCCAGGCUCAGCCUCCAUUCCCUGGACUGUGGGAACAGCACGGUGAGCAGGGGCUGGAGCCACAUGACCCCACAGAAGACAACCCUCUGCGACUGGUUCGUUGUUCCUCAAUCUCUCAUUUCCGCAUGAGUGUUUCUGAGUCUUUUCAAGACGAACCUGGUUUUCACCUUCACAGGACAUAAGGGGAUGAAGGUGGGGGCGGGGAGGCGGCCAUUUUCCGAUGUCAGCUCCAAUAAUAAAACCAGCUGCACUGGGA
Pteropus alecto (black flying fox) is the source of this 2187-nucleotide messenger RNA. RefSeq names its product transmembrane protein 266 (gene TMEM266). Gene Ontology annotation, molecular function: voltage-gated channel activity. The record is from RefSeq and is a predicted model, not a curated record. NCBI's taxonomy places the organism in Eukaryota, Metazoa, Chordata, Mammalia, Chiroptera, Pteropodidae. Gene Ontology annotation, cellular component: plasma membrane.